AUGGCUCCAUCCGCCCUGAGCAAACUGAGUCCGUGGAUCGAGAGCCUGAUCCUGAACUACAGCGGCCCGGAGGAGGAGGAGAGCGGUUCCGUCCGCCUCAAGGCUCAUGUCGUCCAGGUGGGUCAAAUGACCCAGUCCCAGGUUCUGACUCGAGGUUCGGAUGGACCCUGCGGGAUCCUCUUCCUGUCCGACGGGGUGGUGCAGAUUCCCGCCGUGCUCUCCGAGUCCGCCUGGACCCACCUCCAGGAGCAGGAGGACCGGGAGAGCUUCAGCAGCCUCCUGAACACCACCGUGUACGUCCAGGACUACCGGAUCCGGUUCCACAUGCACCCGGAAAAGUCCAAAUGCAGGUUCUACUUGUCGGUGGGGAAGCUGUUUACCUCCGCAGCCGGUCGGGUUCAGGUCCAGCCCCCCUACGUCACCUCCCUGCCCUCAGUCAGGACGAAGAUCUGCCGGACCUGGAGUUCUCUGCUGGGUCAGGAGGACUCUCAGAGGAGCCAGUGCGGCCUGGAUCUGUCAGACCUGCUGGGGGAGUGGCAGCAAGACUGUCUGCAGGCGGUUCUGCUGGACAUCCAGAACCGGCUGAUGAACCCACCAGAACUCUCCACCUCCCCCCAUGGCUCCUCUCGGACUCGGUUCACCAGCUGGGAUGAGGACCGAGUCCGGUACAAGACGGAGACGCCAUUUAGCGUCCCGGUAAAGUUUCUUCUGAUCCCCGAGGGUUCCCAGACCAGGACUCAAGAGGGAGCGGAGUCUGCGGAGGUACCGGACCCAGCAAGUGUAGAACCGGGCCAUGAUCUGGAAGAGAGCUCACCUGUCCCGCAGGAGGACCUGAGUGCCAGACCUGUGUCCAGGCCCUGGGACAUGUUCCCCCCACCCUGCGUCACCUCGUCAACUGAUGAGUCGUCUCCAGAACCAACACCGGACUGCCCUGGUGCUUCAUCUGGACCUGGUCCCGGUGCCGCUUCAGAUCCUGACUCUGUGUCCACCCACAGCUUCCUUCCAGCGAACCAGAACCUUCUGACCCGAAGCCCCCAGGUCUCAUCUUCACCCCCAUCCACCCAGAGUCCAGCAGAACCUCCUGCCUCGGACAGAACCCUCAGGCCCACAGCCCAGCAGACCCGUCCCUCUCUAAACCAGGACCACCAGGUACAGGAGGACCCUGCUCCCUACAGGAAGCCAAAGAGGAAGCUGUGUGACGUCACACCUGAGCAGGUGAAGGAGGGGGCGGGGCUUAGUCUAAGACCCCCAUCAUGGAUCCUUGAGACACAGACAUUCAGAACCAAAGAGGGCAGCAGUCCCAAGCAGGCUGUCCCAAGAAGAACCCCCAGCGUCCACGAGGACGGCACGGCAUUCUCCUACACCUACACCUUGUCGGGUCAGAACCUGCUGGACUCAAGUCGGUUCCGAGUGCCUGAGUUGGUUCUGCGCUGGGCUCUGAGGUACCUUAGAACUCCAGAACCCACAGAAAGUCCUCCAGAUGUGAGCUGA
This is a messenger RNA of Nematolebias whitei (Rio pearlfish), 1491 nucleotides long. RefSeq names its product ACD shelterin complex subunit and telomerase recruitment factor (gene acd). Gene Ontology annotation, biological process: telomere capping; telomere maintenance via telomerase. The record is from RefSeq and is a predicted model, not a curated record. Gene Ontology annotation, cellular component: shelterin complex; chromosome, telomeric region; telomerase holoenzyme complex. NCBI's taxonomy places the organism in Eukaryota, Metazoa, Chordata, Actinopteri, Cyprinodontiformes, Rivulidae. Gene Ontology annotation, molecular function: telomeric repeat DNA binding. The transcript has a single exon. The coding region runs from base 1 to 1491 and encodes 496 amino acids.